Salmo salar (Atlantic salmon) is the source of this 1200-nucleotide messenger RNA. The record is from RefSeq and is a predicted model, not a curated record. Lineage: Eukaryota; Metazoa; Chordata; Actinopteri; Salmoniformes; Salmonidae.
AUGCUCUUGGAUUCUUGUUCCGGCAGCUCAAGACUUUUCCCUGUUGUCCUGACCAUCCUGGUGCUGCCGUCUGGUCCCCAGUACGAGGUGGUGCUGAAGGGACAGGUGGUACCAGAGGAGAGGGGUAACCCUGCUGCCGUACCCGGGUCCUGCCUCUGCCCUGGGCUUGCUGCCCCCAGUGAGGUGCCUCCCAUCCUCUCAAACAAGCAGUUGGUGGCCUGGGGAGGGGUCACGCUGGGCAGGGCUGUACAACAGAAGCUGGUUCUUCGUAACAACUCCCCCAACACAACACACCACCUGCGUCUGCUGAUCAGAGGACAAGAUCACAGCUGUUUCCAGCUCCAGAGUAGCUUUGGACAGGAGGAGAGGUUGACCAGACACAGAGAGCUGUCCAUCCGGCCCAGGGAGGAUGUUGUUGUCCACCUGCUGUUUGCCCCAACCCGGGUGGCCUGCGCCCUGUCCAAGCUGGAGAUCAAACAGUCUGGAGUACGACCCUCACAGCCUGGCAUCAAGUUCACUAUCCCCCUAUCAGGCUACGGAGGGACCAGUAACAUUGUUCUGGAAGACCACAGGAAGCGUUCAGACGGCUACGUGGCUAUGCUAAUGGGUGUGGCAGCAGGCCACGUCUCUAAGCUGUGUGUGUGUGUGAGAAACACUGGGUCCAGGGCUGCCUUCAUUAAGGCUGUUUCCUACUCUGACCUACACACACGCUCUGUCAUGGACUCCUCUGGCAUCAGCCUCUCUCCGUCUCAGUUCGUCCUGAAGGAGAGGACACAGGAGGUGAUCACGGUUCUGAUGAAGGUGACCCAGAGAGAGCAGACUCGGUGUCUGUCUGCUAAUGCCGUCCUGGCCACAGUCUGUCUCUUCUGUGGAGACGAGGUCUCGCGACAACAGUUCAGGAGGUUGCUGCUGUCGAAUCCCGAGGCCGGCAGGAAGAUCCUGUCCCAGAACAGUCUGUUGAAAGGACUCAACUUCAACGAGAGAUUCCUGGGGGAGGAGCAGGUCCUGGAGGCCUACGACCUGCCCCAGAGCCCCAACCAGGCCCAGCUGUUCUAUGGUAACCUGAGUAAGGUGGUGUUGUCAGUGCUGGGAAGCACAGAGACCUUGGACUCUGGAAGGAGCGGCCUCCAUGUCCAGCCAUCGUUAGCUGUCACCAGGAGAGGUUCGGAGGCUGACAGGUACUAGGGAGAAAUAUCAUAC